GACACCGUCCAAGCGGAUUCAUUCCCUGGUCAUCGACGCGAACGCAAUCCUCAAGAAUGAUCCCACAGUUUCUACGUGGCUUGUCCAAGCCGAAGAGUUGUAUACCAUUCCUGCUGUUACCAAAUACGCUAGCGGUUCCCUACGGCACCCCGCUGACCACGCGCAGUUCGCGAUGAGACGGCAAGGUCACAGUUCCACAACACUUCGUCUCCGUUCCUGAACCUCCGGAACCCGCCCCCCCAGUCCACUCAAUACGUUACAAAUUUGCGAAGAAAACGGGCGAUCUCCAGGUUCUCUCAGAACCCAAUAUCCAUCUUCUCGCCCUAACAUACGAUUUGGGAGGCAAGAGGAUGGUAGUGACGUACGGCAAUGCAUCCGCGUCUGACUUCUCCUUCUCCUUCGUUUUCCCGAUCACCUCGGUUUCAAGCUGUGUACGCUAUUGUCAGCGCUACGACGCUUAAGGCCAGUAGGGCUAACGCACCGGCCAGAGCGCGUGGCCUGGUGGAGUCAUGCAGGAUGCGGCGGGAGCGACGGGAGCUAGUUGUCGGUCGGCGCGUCUAUCCGCCUUUGACAGCCGGAGGAAACACGCACGCCACUGUGCGCACGCUGUUGGCUAUACUCGCAGGCUGUAACUCCAGGCGACCUCAUGGCCGCUUCCACCACGAUCUUCAGCCAGGAGUCGACAAACGAUCCGUGGAAGCUCGAGGCCGGGCUGCUUCACGGUAUUCGAGAUCGUUGGGUCUGCGCUGAUGCUCCUGGCGACGGACACGUACUUCGUGAUCCACGUUCUAGGAGCAGGCUGUGAAAAAGUUUGGGAGCACAGUGAUGAACGGUGGGAUUGCAUUCAGGAUUUCUUCAGGGAGUCCCUCUGACUGUGUCGUGGCAACCGUUCUCGCCGUUGUCCUGAUGACGAAACGGCACUUUUCGGCGUUCCAACGACAAUUCCACAUAAUGGUGUUCUAGCCUACGUGAUUCGCUUUGGCUGGUGAGGCUCUGCAUCCGUUAUCGGCUGUCUCUGUUUGUAUUCUAUGCACUCGUCGUUGUGUAACUACGUAUUCUUCAGACCGUACGCCUCAAUUUGGAGAGGCUGCUAACU
Molecule: messenger RNA, 1096 nt
Organism: Parathielavia appendiculata
Lineage: Eukaryota; Fungi; Ascomycota; Sordariomycetes; Sordariales; Chaetomiaceae
Exons: 1
Coding region: 370-750 (126 amino acids)
Source: RefSeq, a predicted model, not a curated record